Cotesia congregata is the source of this 2595-nucleotide messenger RNA. NCBI's taxonomy places the organism in Eukaryota, Metazoa, Arthropoda, Insecta, Hymenoptera, Braconidae. The record is from the annotation of a GenBank genome assembly.
AUGACAGAUCUUUGCAUUUCGGAGUAUACUAAAAUUGAAUGCGAGAAAAUGUAUGGACUAAUACUCGAAAAUAUGUCCGAAUACAUUCGGCAAAAAUACGGAGAGGACAAAUGGGAAGAAAUAAGAAGAGUCGCGGCUGUUGAUCAGCCCAGUUUUAGUGUUCACCAAGUCUAUCCGGAAACUUUGAUCCCACGACUCGCUAAAAAAGCCAUUGCGAUACUUGGUGUCUCAGAAAAAGAGUUCUUCGAUCAAAUGGGGGUACAUUUCGUAAGUUUCGUCGGUCAAUAUGGAUACGACAGAGUUCUGUCGGUAUUGGGCCGACAUGUUCGUGAUUUUCUCAAUGGGCUCGAUAAUCUUCAUGAGUAUCUAAAAUUUUCUUACCCUCGUAUGCGAGCGCCAUCCUUCAUUUGCGAAAAUGAAACUCGUCAAGGUUUGACACUCCAUUACCGAAGCAAAAGACGUGGCUUCGUUUAUUACACCAUGGGCCAAAUACGCGAAGUUGCGAGACAUUUUUACCACAAGGAUCUGCUGAUUGAGCUAGUGCGUGAAGAAGUACUUUUCGACACGGUACAUGUAACUUUCCAGCUAACGUUCGAUAAUCGGGCGUUUACGCUAGCGUCACUAGCGAUGACGCGGGAAGAAAAACACUUACCGAUCGGGGCAUCUGUUUUGUUUGAGAUAUUCCCAUUUUGCAUCGUUUUUGGAUAUGACAUGAUUGUUAAGAGCAUCGGUAAUUCUCUGAUGGUAAUUUUACCAGAUUUGGUUGGGAAGAAAAUCACACAUUGGUUUGAUUUAGUGAGACCGUUGAUUGCUUUCAAGUUUCAAUCGAUAUUACAUAGAACGAAUAAUAUUUUUGAAUUAGUAUCAGUCGAGCCAGUUUUAACAGAGCGACCGUCAGAUCGCAAGAAACACGCGUUACUUCUCAGUGACGAUGAGGAAAAUUUAUCAGACGACAAAACGUUGAGAUUAAAGGGACAAAUGAUUUACAUGGAUAAUUGGCGGAUGAUGAUGUACCUUGGCACUCCGGUAAUGCCGGAUCUUAACGCACUAAUUGCAACUGGAUUGUACAUCAACGAUCUGUCGAUGCAUGAUUUUAGCAGAGAUUUGAUGCUAGCUGGUACUCAACAAUCUGUAGAGUUAAAACUGGCAUUGGAUCAAGAACAAUUAAAGAGCAAAAAGUUGGAAGAGUCAAUGCGUAAGCUUGAUGAAGAAAUGCGUCGUACGGAUGAACUUCUUUAUCAAAUGAUACCGAAACAGGUUGCUGAUAGGUUGCGAAAUGGAGAAAAUCCUAUCGAUACUUGUGAGAUGUUUGACAACGUUUCGAUUUUAUUCUCUGAUGUAGUAACUUUUACAGCAAUUUGUAGCAGAUUAACACCUAUGGAGGUUGUAUCAAUGCUAAAUGGGAUGUAUUCACUUUUUGACACUCUCACGGAACGCAAUCGUGUUUAUAAGGUAGAAACGAUUGGAGAUGCUUACAUGGUCGUUUCUGGAGCGCCCUCUAAAGAAACAGAUCAUGCUGAUCGUGUUUGUGAUAUGGCUUUAGACAUGGUUGAAGCUAUUACCGAUUUAAAAGAUCGUUCUACUGGUGACCACUUGCAAAUCCGGGUGGGUAUCCAUAGUGGUGCAGUAGUAGCAGGAAUAGUUGGUCUAAAAAUGCCGCGAUACUGCCUGUUUGGAGACUCUGUAAAUACUGCCGCGCGUAUGGAGGCCACAAGUGAGGCCAUGCAAAUUCAUAUAUCAGAAUCGACUAAAGAGUUACUGUCGCCCUCCUAUAAGGUCAAGGAGCGUGGUGAAAUACAGGUCAAGGGAAAAGGGUCAAUGAAAACAUACUGGCUGGAAAAACGUCCCCUGCGCUCCAACGUAACAAAAAACAUAAUAAUUCAAGAGCCGCCGAUCUGGAUGAACCGCGUUUCUGAGAAACGUGCCCUAAUUUCUACAAGUACUGGAAUUAAUGCGGGCUGCGUAUCUCCUAACAAAUUAGCAGACAGCCACUCGCAUGGAGAUAUGUCUGCAAAAUCUCCUGGCUCAAGAAUAUCUUCUCCCACUCCUUUUGGAUCUACGGGAAUUAUUUCUGAUGAGAGGCGCAUUUACUCGCCAAUUACGUUUCAAGAUGUUGCGCGUCGUUCAGAAGCUAACACCCCUACCAAAAUCUCUAAUACUUUAGAACUUCGUUCCAAAUCAGUCAGUGAAGUAUCAUCAACUUCUACAGCAGUUUGCAAUCCCUCAAACGUCUUCGGCUCUCUACUGAACGAUACCGAGGAACAUUUUCGUCUUCACCGAGACAGUCUUCCAAUCAGAGAACAAUCAGCAGGUGUACACGGUAGAACAGAAUCGAAAAGCAACAGCAAUAUCAGCAAUAAAUCGGGAUUAAGCAGCACAAUAGACACCAAAUCCCCCGACACAGAAUUUUCACGAGAAGCGACGCCAUGUAACGAUAUCAACGUCCUCAUGAACGCAUUCUGCCCUGCAAUGGAAAGCAAUGAAUUUAUCGACAAUUCGCAAUUAUUAAUCAGGUCCGACCAAUGUUGUCCUGGUUUCGCAAUCACCAAAAGCGGAAAAGCUAAACAUCAUGGCAAUGGAUGCUCCAUUUGUUAA